CCAAACAAUGAAAAGGAGGAAACAAAUGAUUAGGUAGUACCCCCAAAAAGAAAAUGUCUUGUUUCCUUCCUGGUUCGGUGUAGACAAGUUUUGUAAUCGUUUGUUUCUCUGUUAUUCCCGGGGAAAGUUUUCAUUUUUAUUUGGAUUGAAAAACUUUUAUAAAUGUGGGAAGCCGUCGCAGAACCAGCAGAUUCGUCCUGAGUGCACCCAUGUCCCCAAUACCAGAUUCAAGAACUCCUUUCCCUUACUACUUGGAACCGUUUCUCUGUCAUCAAUGAGAUUGACCAUUGCAGUUUCAAGAUCAGAUUGAAGAGAACAACAUCAUUAGGUUAUGUUGCUUGCAGCCUGGUAAAACUCUGAAAAUGGCAGGCUGCCUCUUUACACAGGAAGGAUUCCUAGAUAUUGGCAAGAAGACUCUUAAGUCGAAUGAAUCCUACGAGGGGGGAUCCAUCCAUCGAUUAGAGGAGAAGUGUGGGAGUUCUCACUUGGGCGUUAUGAUCCAAAGAGCACUUUUGAAGAAAGAGAGCAAAUCCGACAACGUACAAGGUCUUGAUGUAAACCGCACGGACAGGAAAUUGGCAUUCUACGAAAAUAAAGGGAAUUUGUCUAAGCUUUGGGACAUUCUUUCUAGCUCUUCUUUACGCUUGGAUAGACAACGACGUUGGGUAUUGCCAAGGUAUUAGGAGAAGCGACUGGGAGUUCAGGUUACAAGUAUCAGUAAUCUAUGUCGCCGCACACACAAGCGCAAGUAUUGCAAGGGAUAGCAGAGUCAUUGUUAGAAGCAGAGAAAUAGAGGCAGCAACGCACAGCUUGAGGUUUUAGUUUGGUGAUGUAGUAAGUAAGACAUGGCUUGUAGACCACCUGGGUGAAGGAACUUUAUUGCCAGUUUCUUGCGUAUGACUGAAGA
Messenger RNA from Brassica oleracea var. oleracea, 907 nucleotides. RefSeq lists its product as uncharacterized. Lineage: Eukaryota; Viridiplantae; Streptophyta; Magnoliopsida; Brassicales; Brassicaceae. The record is from RefSeq and is a predicted model, not a curated record. The transcript is spliced from 4 exons. Bases 363 to 683 code for a protein of 106 amino acids.